Messenger RNA from Biomphalaria glabrata, 2157 nucleotides. RefSeq names its product solute carrier family 2, facilitated glucose transporter member 1-like. The coding region runs from base 919 to 1500 and encodes 193 amino acids. The transcript has 10 exons. Gene Ontology annotation, biological process: monosaccharide transmembrane transport. Gene Ontology annotation, cellular component: membrane. The record is from RefSeq and is a predicted model, not a curated record. NCBI's taxonomy places the organism in Eukaryota, Metazoa, Mollusca, Gastropoda, Planorbidae. Gene Ontology annotation, molecular function: hexose transmembrane transporter activity.
CUUUAUAAUAGUGUCUUUUUAGUAGGCCUACUUAAAUAGGUACUCACUAGGCAAGGGUGGACUGGCCAUACAGUAGUGGCAUUCUUCAGGCAAAUGCUUGGUGGGCCGGUACCCAAUUAGGCUGGUAGGGUCAACGAAAGGGCCAUGGGCCAUAUGAAUGUCAGAAAAUUGUUGUAAGAUUUUAUAAUAUUCUCUUUAAAAUAAAAGCAACACUUUGAGCAUAGUAAUUUAAAAAAACAAGAAACGUAAGCCUUUUAUUUUUAUAGAGAUCAACGUUAGUGUGAAUAUUUUUGGAUGAAUCUAUAAAGGGACCAACAACAACAACAAUAUUCCAAAUCCUAUAGAUGACAUGUCCAGUCAAAUAAGAAUUUUUAUUGGUUUGGUGGAGUUGUCACAUGAUCUCGAAUUGGUCCCGCAACAAAGUCCUUCAUAAAUCACAACUAUUAUUUUUAUUAGUCAAUGCUACCAAAUCCCUAUUUCCGUUUAUUGUUUAUUUAGAAGAAUUACAAGUAAAUGAUUAAUUUCUUGCAUUCUUUACACACACAAAAAUGAAAUUAAACCAACUAUGCAUUUAAACUAGAAAAGAAAACUUUAUGACUAUCCUGCAAUCAGUUUCAUUCUUCUAAAAUAAUUUUUAGCAUAUUAUUGUAACGUUUCUCACUAUCCAGGUUUUCUGCAAACUGCACCACACGACACAACCCAUUCAAAGAUUAUGACAACUCAGGGCUCAAAAGUAAUGUAACAGUUUAAUGUCAAAUAAAUGACAGCCCAUACUGUACCAUUGGCAACAACGUAACACUGACUGUACUAAAACUUCGCCUCUUCCUUGCCUUGUACUCAAUUCUCUCUUCCGGAUCGACUUCACUCCAUGCUGGUUAUGUCUCUGACUUUGCCUUGUACUUGUGAAAUAGCAAGGUGAUGAAAGAUUUUUUCAUUGAAACCUACUUUGAUAGGUAUGAUGAAGUCAUGUCGGACUCAUUGCUUACAAUGCUCUGGGCAAUGACUGUGGCCCUUUUUUGUGUUGGGGGCAUGAUGGGAGGAGUUUCUGCUGCAUAUUUUGCAGGGAAAUUUGGAAGGAAAGGUACUCUACUCUUGAAUAAUGCUGUUGCCUUUACCUGUGCUGCUCUACAAGGCUGCAGCAAAGUCUCCAAGUCUUUUGAGGUGUUGAUUGCUGGACAUGUUGUGGCUGGCAUUUGUUGUGGUUUAAAAUCUGCCGUUGCACCAUUGUAUCUUGCCAAAAUAGCACCAAUUUCUCUUCGAGGAUUUUGUGUGACUUGCAACCAGUUGUCAAUCACAUUUGGAGUUCUCAUCGGGGGAAUUCUGGGAAUGAAACUUGUACUGGACACUGAAACCCUUUGGCCAAUACUAGUUGCUAGUCCAACUAUUCCUGCAAUAUACAGUCUUGUAACCUUGACCUUUUGCCCAGAGUCACCAAAAUAUCUGCUGGUGAAUAAAAGAGAUGAUGAUGCGGCUGAAGCAGCUGUGAUUUGGUUAAGAUAAACAAGCAAUGUGUCUGAAGAGAUGGCGGCCAUGAAAAAAGAAGGACAGGACAGGACCUCAGGAACUCACCAAAGUUUAGUGUGCUUGAUUUGAUGAGGACCAGUGAGUUGCGAUGGCCACUAAUUAUAUGCAUAGUACUACAAAUGUCUCAACAGUUUUCUGGCAUCAAUGCUGUGGUCUACUACUCUACAAGUAUUUUUAUCUCAGCUGGUCUGAGCAAGGAGACUUCUCAGUAUGCUACAGUGGCCUUAGGUGUUGUAAAAGUCAUGAUGACCUUCAUAUCUGCAGAAGAACUCUGCACAUGAUUGGCCUUGUGGCCAUGUGUAUCUCCUCAGUAGUACUAGUUGUUUGCCUUUCACUACAGAAAACAUUGCCCUGGCUAUCAUACAUAAGCAUUGUGGCUGUCAUCAUCUACACCUGUCUCUUUGCUACUGGACCAGAAGUCACUAGAAACAUAUUCCUUUCUGCCAUUCUCCAUCAUGCUGUUGUUGUUCUUCAUCUUCACCUACAUGUUUGUCCCAGAGACCAAAGGCAAAAGUAUUUCUGAGAUUACCCAGCUGUUUAAAUCUCCCACUAUGGAUAGAUCAGAAUCCAGAAAUUCCUACAAAAGCUCAAAGAACUGAUACAGCACCCAAGUCUUGAUAAUUGAUCCACCUC